Molecule: messenger RNA, 5827 nt
Organism: Leptopilina heterotoma
Lineage: Eukaryota; Metazoa; Arthropoda; Insecta; Hymenoptera; Figitidae
Product: NACHT and WD repeat domain-containing protein 2
Exons: 27
Coding region: 451-5523 (1690 amino acids)
Molecular function (GO): protein binding
Source: RefSeq, a predicted model, not a curated record
AGUUGUGUAAACAAAGCCUUAGCAACAACGUUUACCUCAUUGUGCACUUAAUUUCCUCUUCAAUGUGAUAUUUUUCGAAACUUCUUAUUUAUUUUGCUACAAUUGAAUAUAAAUUCACUCAAAAAAAUGUCACUUCAGUUAAUUGAAACAAUUUUUUUUUAUAAUUGAAAAAGAGAAUAAUUCACAAUUAAAAUGUGACUUUGUUAUUUUGUGAUAUGUGACUCACAAGUUGACUAUAGUCAAGUUGAAGCUACAGAAACAUUGAGAUAUACGUAUUUACAUAUACAUAUAAAAUUGAAAAUGUUGUUAGUCUCAAUGAAUUCCUCGUGGGAGAAACAUCUUUAUCAACAAACAAAAUUUCCCGCGAUUUUUCAUUCAAUGUGAAACUUUCGAAUCUUGUUCUUUUUAACUUUAAUUCCCAUUAGAAGAUUUUUCUUUUUCAAAUAAAAAAUGGAUGAAAAAACAAUUGAUUCAAUUUUUGCGGGAUCUUUAAAAUCCUUGCCGCCAGUCAGUUCGAAAAUUGUCCGUAUUUUUACGAGUUCAACAUUUACUGAUACGACAAUGGAGAGAAAUACAUUGAUGGCACAGUGUUAUCCAAAAUUAAAGGAUUAUUGUCGAGAAAAACAUGGUCUGGAGUUUCAGGUUGUGGACAUGAGAUGGGGGGUUCGAGAUGAAGCGACUGAUGAUCAUAUGACAACAGAAUUAUGCAUGAGAGAAAUUGAAAAUUGUCAACGAUUAUCAAUGGGUCCAAAUUUUGUGGUUUUUUUGGGUCAAAAAUAUGGUUACAGACCAAUUCCUACUUAUGUUCUGAGUUCAGAAUUGGAAAUGUUGAGGACAGAAUUGGACAGUCAGGGAAUGGACGUUAUUGUUUUGGACACUUGGUAUAAAAAGGACAGCAAUGCAGUUCCCCCCACCAGCAUUUUACAACCGAUAUCUUCAAUUUUGAAAAAUUUCAACAAUAAAAGAAUUCCAAAAUUACAACAAGAGGAUCAGGCAAUUUGGUGGGAUACAAUGUGUAAAAUGCAAAAAUUAUUUCGAAAAGGAGCGCAGUCACUUUACAAUAAUGGAAAAUUUGACAAGGACACAAUGCACAAUUAUUUCAUGUCUGUAACCGAACGUGAGGUAAUCAACGGAGUAUUGAAUGUAAAAAAUACAAAAAAUCACUGUUUGGCAUAUGUUCGUUACAUCAAUAAUAUUAAUUUGCAAAAUUUACGAAAAGCUGGAUUAUUCCUGGACAUUCUAAAUAGAAGUUUAGAUAAUGAGGCAUCGAAAUUGUUGGCGGAUCUCAGAGACGUUCGAUUAUCAGAUAAAAUCGAAAGCGUAAAUUUACAAAGAUAUACAGUAGAAUGGAUUGGACGCGAGGGUUUAGACACGGAAACGCACGGAGAAUAUCUCCAACAUUUUAUUACCCAUUUUUAUCGAAAUAUGGUAAAACUUAUCGACAGAGCAAUGCGAAAGGAAGACAGUUCCGCUCAGGGACAAAUAAUUACCGAAAUCUUACAACAUUUGCACGCUUGCAAUAAUUCCGUAAAGGUAUUUUAUGGUCGCGAGGAUAAUUUGGAGAAAAUUAAAGCCUACAUGCUGAAUAAUGAGGAGAAACCAUUGGUUUUAUAUGGUGAGGGCGGUUGUGGGAAGACAUCUCUUUUGGCAAAAAGUGCUGGACUAUCGAGUAGUUCAUGGCUCUUGGGCAAGAAGCCAAUAAGUAUUAUUCGAUUUUUGGGUACAACACCCGACAGUAGUGCGCUGACGCCUACAUUAAUUUCCAUUUGCCAACAGAUAUCCUAUAAUUUUAUGCUUCCGUUUGAGGACAUUCCUGACGAUCUUGUACCAUUGACAGCACAUUUUAAGUAUCUAUUAACACUAGCAACUGCGGAGCAACCAAUCUUAUUGUUCUUGGAUAGUGUCGAUCAAUUGACGGGAACGCAGGGAAAUAAAUUAUCCUGGCUACCGACUCGUCUUCCUACAAAUUGUAAGAUGAUCCUAUCUUGCGCCGCCGAGGAGUCGAAUCCAGUAAUUUCCCGUGACUAUCAUCUUCUCAGGAGAAUGAUCGACACCGAGGAAUGCUUCAUCGAAGUAACAGCACUAGGUGAAGAUUUAGCAAUGGACGUCAUAAGAAUGUGGAUGAAAACAGCCCAUCGUGAUCUAAACAAUUACCAAUGGCGUCUAGUAGCGAAUGCAAUAUCAAAAUGUUCGUUGCCAAUUUUUGUGAAAUUGGUAUUCGCGGAAAUAUGCCGUUGGCGUAGUUAUACAAAACCGGCGGAUACACAUUUAGCGAGUACAGUGAUGGACAGUAUAAUGAUGCUCUUCGAGAGAAUUGAGAAGCAGCAUGGAAAAAUUUUGGUAUUUCACGCUCUCGCUUAUAUAACGGCGGCAAAAUCGGGACUCUCUGAAUCCGAAUUAGAGGAUUUAAUAUCGCUUGAUGAUAAAGUAUUGGAUGAUGUUUAUCAAUAUCAUUUACCACCUGUGCGUAGGAUACCGCCAUUAUUGUGGACGAGAAUUCGCAAUGAUUUGCCGAAUUAUCUAAGUGAACGUGAGGCAGACGGUGUUAGUGUAUUGAAUUGGUAUCAUCGUCAAUUUCGCGAUACGGCAAAGGAGAGAUAUUUCAAGAAUAUGAAUUUGGCUACGUAUUUUCAUUCGAUGAUUGCCGAUUAUUAUUUGGGUAUUUGGGGUGGCGGACGACCCAAACCGUUCAAGUAUACCGAAAUUCAGCGUCAUCGAUUCAAUUUAACCGAUAAAGAAGGAGUUGCCGACAGAAAAGUUCCAGAGCAACCAUUGGCAUUUUAUUCCAAAGAGGGAACCAUUUCACGAUAUAAUUUAAGAAAGUUCGGUGAACUACCCUAUCAUUUAGUGAGGGCACAUAGAUUUAAGGAUCUUUUUGAAAAUGUUUUAUUCAAUUACGAGUGGCUACACGCAAAAUUAAGUUCAUGUCCAUUGCAGGCUGUGCUAUCAGAUUUUGAGGACGCGUGCAAUAAUAUUGAUGAUCAAAAUUUAGUCAGGGAACUGAUGUUAGUUGCCGAUGCAUUGAGACUUGGUGGGGCAAUUUUGGGUAAUCAUCCCGAUAUGCUUGCACCGCAAUUAGUGGGGAGACUUUUACCGGAAAUCGGUAAUAAUGUUAAUGUGAGAAUGUUAUUGAAGGCUUGUGAUGCAGAUGGCGUUAAGGAUUGUUCCCUGUUACCCCUGUAUCAUUGUCUUCAUACCCCAGGUGGUCCUCUAAAGUAUUCAUUGGAAGGACAUCAAUUUGCGGUUUUUGGUUUUUGUUUAACGUCUGAUUAUCGAUACGUGGUAUCGAUUUCAAAUAGAUUUAUCACUUGGGAUUUAAGUACGAGUGAUAUGACGAGGGAUGUUAAUCCUGGUGUCGAAGGAAUUAUGCAACAAUUGGUAUUGAGUCCUGAUAAUCGAUAUGCCGCUUCUUUUACUAACAACAAUCAGACGGUUGCUUUAAAUACAUUGACAAGUGAAUUUGUAAUUAUUGACAAUCCACUACCAAACGAUGAACCAGUCAGUGGAAUUUAUCUUAUGAAUCAAUUUGUAUUUAUUUUUGGUAAAAGUGCUUGGUGUAGAUUUGAUUUAAGAGGCAAUUUAUUGGCAAAUUUUACAAGUCCCGAGGACACAAAUCAAUGGUCCAUUUUGGAAAUUGAGUACACGACAUUGGACGAGUACCGAAUUAUUUUCUGGACCGGAAAUCUUGACGAUCCACUAAUGUUGUUGCACACUUACAGAAAAAAGGGAACACUGGAAUCUUUUCAUUAUCACAGUGCAAUGGUUAUGACAAAUGACAAAAAAACACUUUAUGCAUGUACAACAAAGGAAAAUUAUCGAGUGACAAAAUAUUUCAUUGAAGAAACAUCAUCGUAUUGGGAAAAAAUUUCAGACAUGCCACGAACAAAUAAUGAUGAAAUUGAAUAUAUUUUACAAUUGAAAUUAGACAAGGAGGAGGAAAUUCUUUUGGCAACAACUGGAAAUGGAUUUGUCGUUUGGUUUUUGGAGAGUAAAAGUGACGCUCAUGUUCUUUCAUUGCCAAAUGGUGUGCGUAAUAUUCGAACAAAAAUGAUGAAUUCAAGUUCAAUUAUGAUUAGUGGAACGAAAAAUUACGCUGUCGCUGGUGUCAGAAAAAAUUUGUACGUUUGGAGUUUGGAGACAACUGAAUUGGUGAAAAUAUUAGACGCUCAUUUCGCGAGAAUUAUUCAAUUGGAAGCGUUGACAAUUGGCAAUUGGAAUAGUGUGAUUACUUCAAGUAUCGACAGAAGCGUUAAAGUUUGGAAUAUUAACAAUAUUUUCGAGCAAGUUCACGUUAUUGAUAGACACGAAUUGCAAAUCGAUUCCAUAAGUUUAGCGGAGCAUUGUAAUUUGGCAGUGACUGUAACGAGGGGCUGCGUUGGAAUUUGGGAUCUACAAUCGGGAAGAUUAAUUUCCAAAUUAGCGGAUAGUCCACUUGGGGCAAUUGUUACACACGCAAUUAUCACUCCGGAUGGAAGGUACAUUGUUUCAACGGAAUCGGGAAAUGUUUUAAUUUGGAAUCGAAUUACUGAACAAGUAUUAUUUAAAGACGAGCAAACGUGUGUGAGACAAUUGUCAUUUAUUGAAGAGGCUACGAAAUUUAUUGCCGUUUCACGUCCAACUAAUUUACCCGGUGUUGAAAGUACAAAAACAACGGCCACUCUUGUCACAAGAAAUAUUCCAGACGGAACACAAGUUUUCAGUUUCGAGUACAUUGUACGAAGUCAAACGGGAAUUCCAUUUCGUCAAGUUUCAGUGACAUCGGACGGGGCAUUUUUUGUUGUUCCAGCCGCCGACAAAGGGAGUCGUGAUUGUAUAAUUGUUUAUAGCGCAAAAAACGGAACAUUAAUUAAUAAAAUACAAGUCAAACUUCCAGGAUUUAAAGAUAUUGUCAGCAUUGUUCCAAUGCCAAAUAAAUCACAAUGGGUGGGAAUAAUCGGUUCAGAUAAAGGAAGUAUAAUGGACAUUGGGAAGAAGAAAAUUAUUCGAACAAUUCCAAAAUGGAGUGGAAAUAUAAGCAAGGAUGGAAAAUAUACUUUAUACGCUCCCUCGAGAGGUGGGUUGGAACUGAUUGAAUUAAAAAAGGGGUCAACUGUAAAAACUUAUAUUUCAAAAGUCGCCGAGGGAGUUUUCACUGUAAUUUCAAUGUUUAAUCGAACCGACGAAUAUGUUCUUUAUUAUCACAGUGGACGAAAAACAAUUCGAGUUUUCAGAUCAUCAGAUUGUGAAAUGAUAGCAAAUUAUCGCGUUCAAGCUGAAUUAAGUGCAAUCGACAGCACUUACGAUGGAAAAAGUAUUGUUUUGGGUACAGUCGAUGGUUGUGUAUCAGUUUUGGCGAUUGCCGAUCCAAAAAAGCCCGAAAUGAAGGAUUAUCUCAAAAAUUUACCCUCACGCGAUGAAACGUGGAAGAAAAAAAUGGAGAAGAAACGAGCUGCGAUAAAAUUUAAGGCGGCCGCAAGAAUUGCAACCGUUACUAAUGAUUUACAUAAUUUUCUACGCUAUGGAAAUGCAAUUGACGACAAUUAACAGGGCUAACAAGAAAAAAAUUCCUUAUUAUUACAAUUACCUAAUAUUUUUUUCUUAAUUAAAAAUGAAAAAUAAUUUUCUCUUUGCAGUAGAAAAAUUAUAAUUAAAGAAAUUAAAUUGAAAUUAUUUUUUUUUAAAUAUUUAGUUACAGAGACUCGAACCUAUGAUAUUUUUUUAAUAGAAAAAACGAUUCCUUUAACCACGAGGCUAGUCUUACAAAGUAAAUUUUAAUUAAAUAUAAUUCAAGAACAUUUUAUGAUUGAAGUAACUAAAUUAAAAUAUAAUUAAAGAAAUUAAAUUAAAA